AGCGCGAUCUGCGGCUCCCGUGGCGUGCUCCGCGGGGUCUCUCAGGGCUGGCACCAGGGGCGUGGGGGCGGGGCUGAGCGAGUCCAGGCCAGGGCUCCGGGGACCGUUUGUAGUUAGGAUCCGCUGUGGCGUCCUGAGUGGAGUUUGGGACCCCAGGGAGGGAGGGUGUGGGCGUUCGGGUCCAGAGGAGCUGUUUAGUAUCCAAGAUGAAUGACAGCCUGUUUGUCAGUUUGGACAGACUUUUGCUAGAAUUUGUCUUCCAGUAUGAGCAAGACAUAAGUACUAAAGAAGAGAUGAUUCAAAGAAUUAAUAAAUGCUGUGAAGAUAUUAAGGAAAACAAAGUAACUAUUUGUAGGAUACACGAAACUAUAAAUGCAACAGAUGAGGAAAUUGAUCAUUACUGUAAACAUAGUGAGGAGAUUAAAGACAACUGUAGAAACUGGAAGCCAACAUGUGAUGUUUUUCGUAAACAUGAAGAUUAUAUGCAGGACCAAUUUACUGUUUAUCAAGAAACUAUUGAAAAAGACAAAGAAAUGUAUCAUGAUUAUAUAUGUCAGUAUAAAGAAGUUUUGAAGCAGUACCAACUAAAAUACUCAGAAACACCGUUUUCACGUGAAUAUUAUGAGAAGAAAAGAGAACAUGAAGAAAUUCAAAGCAGAGUGUUGGCAUGUACUGAACAAUUAAAAAUGAAUGAAACAAUUUUUAUGAAAUUUCGAGUGCCUGCUCCCUUUCCAUCACUUACUAAAUGGACAUUAAACAUUGUUAAUUUGAGAUGUGAAACACAAGAUAUUCUUAAACAUGCCAGCAAUCUUACCAAAAGUUCAUCUGAAUUGAAGAAAGAAGUAGAUGAAAUGGAAAUAGAAAUUAAUUAUUUAAACCAGCAGAUAUCUAGGCAUAAUGAAACUAAGGCUCUUUCAGAAACUCUGGAAGAAAAGAACAAAAAUACAGAAAACAGAAAAGAACUGAAAGAAAGAAUUUUUGGAAAAGAUGAGCAUGUACUUACAUUGAAUAAAACUCAAAGCAGUCAAUUAUUUCUUCCUUAUGAAUCUCAGAAAUUAGUAAGACCAAUAAAGAUGCAUUCUUCAGAACCAAGAGUUGCAGAUAUGAAAGAAGAAAGUUCUGCGAAGCAGUCAAAGCUUGCCAAUAUUGACUUUAGACAAAAAGAAAAUGAUACACAGAUAUUUAAUGACUCUGCUGUGGAUAACCAUUCAAAAUGUUCACAUAUUACGACUAUCACAAGUUCACAAAAGUUUAUGCAAGUCAGAUUGUUAACCCCACAGAAACAAUCAAAUUCCAAUCAGUGGUCGGAAAAAGGAGAUAAAGAUGCUGAGUAUGGAGAUAAAGGGACAGUAAGACAAGUAAGAGAAUCAAAAUGUACUUCACAAGCUAUAUAUACUGAACAUUUUGGGAAGUCAAUAGAAAAUGAUAGUGACGAAGUAGAAGAGAGAGCUGAGAAUUUUCCACGAACGUCUGAAAUUCCUAUAUUUUUAGGAACUCCCAAAGCUGUGAAAGCACCUGAGUCAUUGGAGAAAAUAAAAUUCCCUAAAACCCCCCCGUUCGAAAUUAACAGAAAUAGAAAUGCAGUACCUGAAGUUCAAACAGAAAAGGAAUCCCCUGGACUUUCUUUUCUUAUGAGUUAUACUUCUAGAUCACCUGGAUUGAAUUUAUUUGAUUCUGCUGUAUUUGAUACAGAAAUCUCAUCAGAUCAGUUUAAUGAACAUUAUUCUGCAAGAAAUCUAAAUCCUCUGUCAUCAGAGCAAGAGAUUGAAAAGACCAAGUGUUUUCAGAAUGAGGGGAAACAAGGUCAUCAUGAGCUAGAAAACCUGGGAAGGAUUCACCGAAGAGGUAAAAUUGAAUUAGGACUUUACAGGCAGGCACUAUCAUUAUUGCCAUAGAAGAGAAACAGACAAAAAAAAUUACUUGUUUAAGAUUACACAGCUACAGCCAGACACGGUGGCUCAUGCCUGUAAUUCCAGCACUUUGGGAGGCCGAGGUGGACGGAUCACAUGAGGCCAAGUGUUCAAGACCAGCCUGGCCAACAUGGCGAAAACUCAUCUCUACUAAAAAUACAACAACAGCAACAAAAUUAGCCGGGUGUGGUGGUGCAUGCCUGUAAUCCCAGCUACUCAGGAGGCUGAGGCAUGAGAAUCACUUGAACCCGGGAGGCGGAGGUAGCAGUGAGCCAAGAUGGUGCCAUUGCGCCCCAGCCUGGGUGACAGAGCAAGACUCUGUCUCAAUAAAUAAACAAAGAAAGAUUAUGCAGCUACUAAAUGGCAGAGCUAGGAUUUGAACUAGGCAGAGUCUUAUCUUCUUACACUACCUAUAAAGUGAGGUGUUCUGUGUUUUUUUUUUAAAAAAAAACAAUUAUAAUUGCUUCAUAUUUUAACUCUCAGAGGCUAAUCUUAUUUCCCAAUUCCCAAAUCUUGGAAGUCACAUAUCUCAUUUUUGACCACAUGAAACACUAAAAUUCAUUCCAAAAUUUAAAAAAAAUGAAAGAGGCUAUUACAGUCAUUCAAGUGAAGGGUGACCAUAACUAGGUUGAGAAUGGUGGUGAUGGUGCUGGGAUGAACAGGUUUAAGAACUAUUUAGGAGCAAAAACCAACACAACAGGCUUAUGGACCCAUAUAGUUUUAGGUAAGCAGGAGGGAGAUACUGUGGCUGACUCAGGACUUGAACAUGCAUAGUUGGGUAGAGAGAGUAGCAGGCACUGGGGAGCACUGAAGGAGGUAAAGAUGGGGGUGGGGAAGAAUCAUGAAUUCCAUUUUGAUUAGGUUGAGUAGUCACAUAUACAGGUCUAGAGCUCAAAGGAGAAGAGGAGGAGAGGGCCUAGGACUGAGUCUUGAGCAACUCUGACAUUUAAAGGCCAGGAGGAGAAGAAUGAGUCUGCAAAGGGAAUAAAGAAUGAACAGGUAGGAGGGUUGGAGGAAACAGGAGAAUGUUGAUUCUCAGAAGCCAAGGAAGCACUUUUCAGAAGCAGAAAUGGUAAGUGCCCCACUCCAGGCCCAUGAGAACUUUGGGAUGCUCUUUUUUGCCUCCUGAGAUGUGUGGGAUCAAUGCUCGUAGUUGGCUCCCACCCCACACUUCUUCUCUAGCACACUGGAUAAUGCAGAUAACUUCUUCCCCAGGCUUGCUGUCUCCUGAGCUUCCACCCAAGACAGGGCCUAGGUCUUCACUACUCUAGGAUCUGGAUCCCUGAAGUAAUGGUUAAAUGAUGCAACAUGCAAAAUAGCUUUUUGAAAUUUCAAUUGCAUAUUCCACCCCACUGAGAUGUAUUUAGUCCUAUUUCAAAUAUAAUUUGCUUCAGCUGCUAGAAUAUUUACUCCAGGCUUUCAGAGGCUUUAUCAUGAGUUUUGGUUGUCUGUUGCUGCAUAACGAACCACCCCACAUAUAGUUGCUAAUCAAAAUAACAACAGAAUUUGUUUUGUUCAUGAAUCUGCAAGUUGGGCAGGUCUCUCUCAGGGACAGCCUGUCUCUUCUCCAUUUGCAGCAUCUUGAAGUUUCAGGCUAGGAUCAUUAGUUCACCAGGUCUGGUGCUGGGGCUAGAACCACUAACACUCUUCAGGUAUCUCUCUGUAUGGUCGCUAGCAUGGCGGCUUCAGGGCAGCCAGACUAGUAACCUGUCACCUCAAGGAGAGACAGAGAUGCUGUUUACUUUUUAUAACCUAACCUCAGAAGUUUCACAGUGUCUCUUUUGCUGCAUCCUAUGCCUUAGAAAUGAGUCAUUAUACUAACAUAUUAAAAGAGAGAGGAAUUAGAUUUCACCUUUGAUGGAAGAUUGUCAAAGAAAUUGCAGACAUGUUUAAAAACCACUGUACUAUGAUAGAAAAGGACAAAUUAGAAAGGACUCAGAGCUCAGCUAGUUUAAAGCUUGAGUUUUUCAGGUGUGGAAGCUGAAAGAGGGUAACUGAGUUGCUCAAACUGUUCACUCAAGGCAAGCAUUGAGCUGGAAUAAAAACACUUUCUUGCUGUGCCUCAUGAUUAAGACCUUUUUCCUAAAGAUAAUAGCAGUCCUUGAUUACUACUGGGUACCUUUUUUUGAUGGUUUUACUGACCAGUAAGGAAUCUGAUAUAAUUACUAUGACAUGAAACCAUAUAUAAUAUGUUAAAUCAUUAUAAGAGCAGAAACAUCUAAGAAAUAUUUCUCCAAACUCUUCUUUAGCUUUUUGAAAAAGAUUAAUUGGCUUGCUUAUAUUAAAGUCACAAUUUUUUAAGGGGCUUAAACGCAGUGAUGAAAACUGUUCUUCAAGGCAGUUUCCAAAUUUUACCUGUUUUGUGGCAUUUUUCGGGAUCAACCUAGUCAGUAAUAAUGGCUUUCACUCAGAGGCAGAUUGACAGUAAAACUACUGAAGUGUUCUUUGACUCUCUUCUGAUGUAUUCACUGAGUUAUGCUUUUGUAAAAUUUGCAAGAAUAAGAUAUUUUAACUGUAAUCAGUUAAAGCCAGUUGUGUGAGAUGAUAUUCGAAUGGCCAAUGGCACUUUUGAGAUCCAAAUGAGGGACUGGUGAGUUGAGGGCACAUUUUGAGUUUAACAGGGUAUGUUUAGGUGGCUUGCAGUUGCUUCAGUGUCUAUCUAAGGAACCCCAGAAUGAUGUCAGAAUGGCUUUCAGUGUAUUCCUUUGGCCCAUUGUGCCUGCUCAGCCAGCACAUGACAGGAAGGUAUGAGGCCAGAGUCCAGACCACCCUAUGAAGGUGUCCUAUGGUGCUGUGACAGACAGCUCCCACACAGUUACCAAGGAUGCUGCCUCCUGUGUAAUCUUCCCUGUGUAAUCCCCUCCCUGUGAGUGUGGGUGGGGCCUAGGAACUCCUUCCAACUGAAUAGUGAUAGAAUAUCACUUCUGUAAGUAGAUUACAGAAGAGAUUGUGGCUUUGUUUUGCUAGCAUGUUCCCUCUUGCUUGUGCACUCUGAUGAAGCCCGCUGCCAUGUUGUGAGAUGCUCCAUGGAGAGGCCCAUGUAGAAAGAAAUGAUUUCUAUAAUAAUUAUGUGAAAUAGAAUUUAUCAGAUUCCCUUGUUUGUAGUCACAAACCUAUAGGAAAUCAACAAACACCAAGUGCAUCUUUUACGGCUAAUAUAUGAAAGAAACUUGAUGGGGGUUUCCAGAAUUUUCCUCAAAAAAUACAGGGGGCAAUAUAUUAUAGAGGCAUGUCAGAAAAUUAAGCACAAUUGUGAUGUUUAUGGUAUAUGUGAACUUUCUAAAGUUUGUAAUUUCUUGUUAUUUAUUUUCUCAACCUAAAUAAAUAUUCGUUUUCUUACCUA
Pan troglodytes (chimpanzee) is the source of this 5253-nucleotide messenger RNA. It is a transcript of the gene C14H14orf39, whose product is annotated as chromosome 14 C14orf39 homolog. Gene Ontology annotation, biological process: spermatogenesis; meiotic DNA double-strand break processing involved in reciprocal meiotic recombination; homologous chromosome pairing at meiosis. Lineage: Eukaryota; Metazoa; Chordata; Mammalia; Primates; Hominidae. The record is from RefSeq and is a predicted model, not a curated record. The coding region runs from base 207 to 1895 and encodes 562 amino acids. Gene Ontology annotation, cellular component: central element. The transcript has 19 exons.